Molecule: messenger RNA, 1303 nt
Organism: Saccostrea cuccullata (small rock oyster)
Lineage: Eukaryota; Metazoa; Mollusca; Bivalvia; Ostreida; Ostreidae
Product: serine/Arginine-related protein 53-like
Exons: 9
Coding region: 78-968 (296 amino acids)
Biological process (GO): alternative mRNA splicing, via spliceosome
Cellular component (GO): nucleus; cytoplasm
Source: RefSeq, a predicted model, not a curated record
GAAUUUACCUUGUACAACUUAUCAAAUACCUGCCAUCCGACAAUGGAAAACACACCAAAAAGCAAGAAAACAGCAUAAUGGCCCGAUACGAUAGUGACGACGAUAGGAAGAAACGAAAAAAGAAGAAAAAGAAACAUUCACGAUCUAGAUCUGUAAGUAGCAGUGACAGCAGAGUAUCAUCGUCCAAGCAUAAAAAAUCAAAAAAGUCCAAACAUCGUAGAAGGUCCCCAUCAUCUUCCCCAGAGAGGUCACGACACAGGCGAUCUCGUUCUAGGAGUAGAAGAAGAUCACGCAGCUUUGAUAGAGAUUCUAGGUACAGGUCAAGGUCACGCAGCAGAGAUCGGUAUUCCAGGCGAAGGUCUAGAAGUCGGGACAGAAGAUCCAGAUCAUCCAGUCGCAGCAGACGCCGUGCAAGAUAUUCCAGGUCAAGGUCGUCAAGUCGAGACAGAUAUCGAUCAAAAAGGUCUAGAUCAAGAGACAGGCACAGAGAUAGAAGUCCAAGGAAUAAAUCUACUGAUGAUCCCUGUGCAAAUUUUCCAGGAUUUGCAGACAUGACACCUUCUGAGCAGGCACAGAUCAGGAUGCAAAUGGCUCUUAAAGCUGCAGCUGCAGCCGAUGAGAAAAUCAAGGAGCAGACCACAAGUACAAAGGAAAGUAAAUCAAUCAAAGAGCAGCUACAGUUUUCUAAUGCUGUCAAGGAAAUCGAGAGUUCUUCUUUUGUCCAGUCUACAUUCUCCUCCAACAGAACAGACAAAGAUAAGACAAGUUCAAAAGAAGAGAGUUUUUCAUUUGGUACAGCUGCUGAGUUCAAACCUGACAUGGCAGUGAAAAAAAUACUUGAGGUGGAUGACUUAUCAAAGCUUGCUCAUUCCAAUCUGUUUGUGGACCCUGAUGUUAAGAUGGAUCAGUGGAUCGAGAGACUGAAAUCUCUAAGGCAACGAAAACUGGAAGGAGAAGUGAUAAAGUGAACAAUGUUUUACUGCCUUUUGAUGAAGGAUGCUGCAGUGCUUUUAGAGAGACUAAGCAAACCAUUAAAAUAGCAACAAUUUAAGAAACACAGUGAAGAAAUAUUAUUUCAUAAACUAAAACAUAAUUUUUGUGUGUUUGCUGUCAUAUUGAAAAGAAAAACAAAACAAAACAAAUUUUAAGGAUUGACACUGUAUGUUAAGCUUCCAUCUGCAUAAACAAUUUUGUUAAGCUGUUGCUUUCAGUUACGUUUUGAUAACCUGCCAGUUGUACAUAAUUGUCAUCUUUUAAUUUUUAUUUAUUGAGUAGAUAAUCUAUAUACAUAAAAAAUUAAAAA